This is a messenger RNA of Torulaspora delbrueckii, 1224 nucleotides long. It is a transcript of the gene SFH1, whose product is annotated as Sfh1p. Gene Ontology annotation, cellular component: RSC-type complex; nuclear chromosome; nucleus. Gene Ontology annotation, molecular function: transcription coregulator activity. Bases 1 to 1224 code for a protein of 407 amino acids. The transcript has a single exon. The record is from RefSeq and is a predicted model, not a curated record. Gene Ontology annotation, biological process: chromatin remodeling; regulation of transcription by RNA polymerase II. Lineage: Eukaryota; Fungi; Ascomycota; Saccharomycetes; Saccharomycetales; Saccharomycetaceae.
AUGAAUAUACUCCAGAUGGUGAAUUACAUAAAAAAGGCUAGACUGCCAGUAAUGUCACAACAACAAUUCCUGCCACAGGCAUACUUAACCAAUUUCCACAAUAGAAUACGUAACGAAGAUGUUCCUAUCUUUGUCACCGCGCAGCCUUCCAGGGGCCAUAAGCGUGCAAAAGUGGUCAAUUAUGCCGAGUUUGAUACAGAUAUUUUCGAUGAAUUUGCCAAUGUAGGUAUGGGAAUGGAUAUGGACUCCAGAAGUGGAUCUACGCAUCCUGCAAAUACUGCAGGAGAUGGGGGAGCAAAUGGACCUGAGGAUGAUAAAGUAGGUGGAGCUGACGGAGCUGUCGAUGCCAAUGGGAACCCAGUGAACGGUGGCAAUGGUAAUCAUGUGAAGGCCGAAGACGUUGGAUUGCCUGACAUACAGGAUCAGGAUGAUCAAUUGAGUAUUCUGAGGUACCCAAAGAUCAGAGAGACCUUCUUGCAGAGUAAGGUGGCUACACCAUAUAGACUAGAUAUCCCACCACCUCUUUCGAAGGACCAACAGGAACCUAUUAUUAUACCGAUCAGUUUGAACUUGGAACAUGGCGGUCAUACGAUUACUGACUUUUUCACUUGGAAUAUAAAUGACCAUUCAAUGACUCCAGAGGAGUUCGCCACAAUAUAUUGCAGAGACCUGGAUUUCCCCAAUUCUUCAGCGCUGCAUUCUCAGAUAAUCUCGACAAUCAACGAACAACUACAAGAAUACGAGACAGUGGCGGCUGUGGUGGUGCCCGAUCUACAAGUCAUUGUCAAUCUGACUUGUAGCCUGGAUAACAGGCUCUACGAAGAUAACUUCCAGUGGAACUUGAAUGACAAAAGCUUGUCGCCAGAGAUGUUUGCAGAGACAAUAGUACAGGAUCUAGGUCUAUCGAGGGAGUUCAUGCCCGCCAUAGCGCAUGCCCAUCACGAAUAUCUGCUGAGGGUCAAGAAAGAGUGGUUAGAAGGUCAUCUAAACCAGGAUCAUGUUCCUAACGGUGCUGCAUUCGGUUACCUCUCGGGUAUAAGGCUUGAUAUCGAUGAGUUGGGUGUUAAUUGGUGUCCAAAGGUAGAGGUACUCACUCAGGAAGAGAUACAGAAGCGUGAAAUUGAAAAGGAGAGAAGUCUGAGAAGAUUAAAGAGAGAAACAGAUAGGAUGAGUAGACGUGGUAGAAGAAGAGUUGAUGAUUUGGAGACAACGAUGAGGAUUUGA